Messenger RNA from Aspergillus ochraceoroseus IBT 24754, 1777 nucleotides. RefSeq names its product FAD-dependent oxidoreductase. The transcript is spliced from 2 exons. Gene Ontology annotation, molecular function: monooxygenase activity. The record is from RefSeq and is a predicted model, not a curated record. NCBI's taxonomy places the organism in Eukaryota, Fungi, Ascomycota, Eurotiomycetes, Eurotiales, Aspergillaceae. Bases 78 to 1619 code for a protein of 513 amino acids.
AAGAAUUCUUAAAAAAAAAAAAAACAAACCAGGGUAAUUCUUCACGUGCCUCUUUCUUCCAGUUCAUCAGCUUCACGAUGCAGUCUAAUAAGGAUCACGAACCCUGGCAAGGCUUCGUCUACCCCGUCUCUAUCCCCGAUCCUUGUCCUCGUACUCGCAAAAUCCUCAUUGUCGGUGCCGGGAUCGCCGGGUUUGCCAGUGCCAUUGCUCUGGCCCAUGAGCUCACCCCCCACGAACCAAACCUCCAGAUCACGAUCUUCGAGCGUCACGAUGUGCUGUCGACCUCUGGCGGCGCCAUUAACCUGACUCCUGUCGCCCAACGACACCUGGAUCGACUAGGCGUCCUCUCUGAGUUGGACCGUUUCGGCUCGGACGGCGGGGCGGAUGUGGACGCCGUCGAGCUUUUCUCUUGUCGAUCCGGACGAUCGCUCGGUUCCAUCGACUUCACCGACGGCCAUGGGAACGGCAUCAACGGGUACAAGGGCCGGAGGGUGAUGCGGAUUAUGCUGUCGCUGGCCUUGCUCGCCGUGGUGGAGCGCCACCCAAACAUUCAUCUCAUCUACGGGAAAAAGCUCACCCACGUUACUGAAGACUGCAAGACGCAACCCAUUCUGCACUUUGAUGACGGCUCUUCUGCGACCGGAGAUCUCGUGCUAGCCUGCGAUGGGGUCCACUCGGCCCUCCGGACACAAUACGUUGCGCCCGAUCGUCCCUCGGAAUACACUGGCCUCUCUUUCCUCCAGACCACCAUUGAUGCUUCUUCUUCUUCUCCUCCUCUUGCCCCGCCUCCUUCACAGCCACGGCCCUCGUCCGCUCGGGGCAGCAUCCUCAGCGGAAGAUCCAGCACCCCGAGCAUUGCCCCAAGCACAACCUUCAGUACCCGAAGCGCCACCUCCGACUCGCCCAUCACCAUCCUCCGACCACCCUUCCGAACCUCGGGCCUCGCGCUCUCGCGCCACGGCGACCUCCUGACCAGCUACUGCGACCGGGACCACACACAACUGUUCAUCGCAGCGAUCGUGCAAUUCGAAGAAUCCCUAAUCCCGCGCUUCAAAAUCGACUCCAUUCCCGCUUCUUCUUCUUCUUCUUCUUCUUCUUCUUCUUCUUCUUUUUCCCGCACCGUACACAUCGACGCCCGCGACCGUCUCGCCAUCCACCGCGCUCUCCGGAAUGAGAUGCGCGCCCGGUUCGCAGGCGCAGGACAUCCAUGGGUUCGAGAGGUCGCAAACCUCCAGACCAAUUGGAUGUUGUACCCUGUGUACCAGGUUCGGCCGGGAGGACGGUGGUGGAAGGGGAAUGUGAUUUUGCUAGGGGAUGCAGCUCACGCGAUGCCCCCCCGGGACGAAUCCGCCGCGUACGCCCUGGACGACUCCAUCAUGUUUGCUCGGAUUCUCGCGCACCACCGCGAAGAGCCCCUGGCGCGUGUGUUCCAGCGGUACGAAUCCGUGCGCCGGGCCCCCAUCGAGGAGGCCUUCCACGCGGCGGGCCGGAUAUGGUCGAAGCACCGGGAUAUGGGGUUUCUGGAGGGCCGGUGGAAGGAGUGGACGAUGCCGUGGACAUUAUGGCGCGGCAAGGCGGAGAGGAAUGCUGCGUGGAAUUUCGAUGCUUAUGAUACUUGAAGGCGGGCAUUUUAUAUCGUCAAUCUACAUAGCAUAGCAUAGCAUAGCAUAGCAUAGCACGGCAUACGUGGGAUAAUUCGGGUACGGGACGGUACGGAUAGGAUAGGAUAGGAUAGGAUAGGGUUAAAAGAGCAAAAAGAAAAAAAGGUAUACCCAGC